AUGCUGUAGCCGACAACAAUAUGACCACCAUCACUGAAAUAAAAGGGUAUCACAUAUUACCUAUAACCCUUCCAAACGCCCACUCUACCCACUACAUAUAUUUCAAAAAACACGAUGCCAAACAAGCCACCAGUAAUAGAUCCCUCUUCAUAUUCAAUUUACCAAUAUCCACCAAUAUAACCACCUUGAAGAAAUACUUUCAAGAUGUCGCUAUUGGAGCCACUAUUGAAUCAUUCACUCCUUCGUUAUUGACUGACCAUCCGGAAGACAUCUGGAUAAGUCUAACCAAAUUAACCUCGGAUUUAGAGUUGGCUAACGGCGAUAGCGAAGAGGCCAGCGCCAAGCUUCCAAAGAACUGUGGAAUUGUUACAUUCAUCGACAAAGCUGCAUUCCAACUUGCAUUCAACGCAUUAAAGAAGUUGUCCAGUAAUUCCACUGCUUCCAACUGGCCAUUAAUCACAUUUAACUCGAACUAUUACUUGCAAAAAUACCAGAAUCAAGUGUUGGACAUUGAAGAAUUGUCCGAAUAUGUGUCGCAAUCAUUAGUUGAGUUUGACAGAGCCGAAAAAGAAUCCAUGGAACAAUUACAACAACAAACACAACUCGUGGACGAAGAUGGGUUCACCUUGGUCGUGGGCAGUCAUAGAAAGACAAAGGCCGGUAUAAUGGGUAAACAGAAACUCGCAGCUACUGUAGAAGUAGAAAAGGCCAAGGCCAAGAUGAAGAAGAAGGAAAAGGAAGAUUUCUAUAGAUUCCAAUUGAGACAAAAGAAGAAGGAAGAGAUGAAUGAAUUGUUACAGAAGUUCAAGUUAGACCAAGAAAGAGUAAGAGUUAUGAGAGAAAAGAAGAGAUUUAGACCGUAUUAGUUAUACUUGUAUAUUUAUUUAUUAAUAGAAUAUUCCUGUCAUAGUCGU
Molecule: messenger RNA, 914 nt
Organism: Spathaspora passalidarum NRRL Y-27907
Lineage: Eukaryota; Fungi; Ascomycota; Pichiomycetes; Serinales; Debaryomycetaceae
Exons: 1
Biological process (GO): rRNA processing; ribosomal small subunit assembly
Cellular component (GO): UTP-C complex; CURI complex
Molecular function (GO): nucleic acid binding
Source: RefSeq, a predicted model, not a curated record